Kalmanozyma brasiliensis GHG001 is the source of this 4173-nucleotide messenger RNA. Its product is annotated as Helicase, C-terminal. The record is from RefSeq and is a predicted model, not a curated record. NCBI's taxonomy places the organism in Eukaryota, Fungi, Basidiomycota, Ustilaginomycetes, Ustilaginales. Gene Ontology annotation, molecular function: ATP binding; nucleic acid binding. The coding region runs from base 1 to 4173 and encodes 1390 amino acids. The transcript is spliced from 4 exons.
AUGACCGAAGAGCUCGACUUUGCGUCCCUUGCGCAGCACUAUGGACAUGAUGCAGACAAUCGAAGCGGAGACCAGUUCUCGGACUAUCGAGGCGAGGAAGGUCUGAUGCCAGACGACCCGUAUCAUCCAAGUGACUACUACCCUGCUACGAUGCCGCCGCUGUCCAAUCCGAACCCCUUUUUACAGGGCAGCUACUACCAACAAGGUCCGCCCUCUGAUCACUAUGAAGCUGCAGCGCUAUCGCGACACUUUGAUUUCGAUCGGGCCCAAGUUGAAGGCUUAGUGGCCCAGCCAUCGCCUUCGUCUUCGGCGACGAUCAACCACUACCCUCCAUCGCCUUAUGCGUUUGACCAUCGCAGCCAGAUGAAUGCGGACAAUCGCGGUCAAAUGACCACCCACUACCUCGGCCAAUUGUAUCCCGACUACGGUGAUCCAAUGAAUCCAGACUCUCGCGGUCAGACAGACCUUCCCUUUCGCAGUCAAGUGUAUCCUGGCUUUUCUAGUCAGGCGAAUCAUGACAACGACAGCUAUACGAAUGCCAAACCUCGCAGACAGACGCACGCAGACUUCGGCAGCCUUGAAAGUGCUGGCGUUCGCAGUCAAGGCAACGAGUCGAAAAUCAUUCCCCUCCCACCGCAGCCUCAAGAGAGGUCCAAUCACGAACCUGUUCGGCCCUCAGAGAACCAGCGUGGGGUCUGGGCUGAACCAGAGCCAGGCCGAAAGGUGCAACUCGUUCCUGUCUCAAGCUUGCCGGCUCUUUAUCGACCUCUCUUUAGCUUCCCAUUCUUCAACGCAGUCCAGUCGCUCUGCCUGCCCAAGGUCUUGGAAUCGACAGAGAACAUCGUCCUCUCCGCACCCACCGGCUCCGGCAAGACGGUUGUGUUCGAAUUGGCGCUACUUCGCAUGCUCACCAAAGAUCCUGAAAACGCGCGCGCCGUCUAUUUGGCUCCGACCAAAGCGCUUUGCGCGGAGCGGACGCGGGACUGGUCGGCUCGCUUCGGCCCUGUCGGGUGUGGUGUCACAGAGCUGACAGGAGACUCUGUGCAUGGUCUUCACGUCGCACGAAAGAGCCGCUUGGUUAUCACAACGCCCGAGAAAUGGGACAGCUUGACGCGCAAGUGGGACGAACAGUCCGGCAUUCUCUCCACCGUCCGUCUCGUCUUGAUCGACGAGGUGCAUAUCCUCAAUGAGGCGCAACGCGGAGCCCGUCUCGAAGUCGUGGUAACAAGGACCAAGAAUCGAGGCAACCAGGUGCGCUUCGUAGCCGUUUCAGCCACCGUGCCAAACCUCGAAGACGUCGCAAGAUGGAUCGGGCCCAACUUGUACACGCAACGACAGGGCGAGUCCGGACCUACCAAAACCACGGCCGAGAUCUUCCAGUUCGAUGACAAGUAUCGCCCCUGUCCGCUGCAGAAGCACGUCUACGGCUAUGCCAAGAACAAGGACGAAUUUGCCUUCCAGGCGUACCUCAAUUGCAAGCUCUUCGAGCUGGUCGAGACACAUGCCGCUGGUCGACCGUGCUUGAUCUUUUGCGCCACUCGCAGAUCCACCGUCCAAGCCGCCAAGGCUGUUGUUGAGGCUCGCAAGCAGGCGAACGAAGACGCAGACGGCCCCUCGCUUCCGAUCGGGGACGAGGGAGGUCCAUCAAGCCAGGCGCAGUUGAGCUUUGACGAUGAGGACCUCCGGACUCUCGCAUCCUCGGGCGUGGCUUUUCAUCACGCCGGACUCACCGCAUCCGAUCGUCGAACAGUGGAGCAGGCUUUUCUUGCCGACAGAGUUGCGGUUCUGUGCUGCACGACCACAUUGGCGACUGGAGUCAACUUGCCCGCGUACUGCGUCAUCAUACGAGGUACAAGGCAAUACGACGGACAUUGGAUCGAAAUGUCGGAGCUCGACAUGAUUCAGAUGAUGGGUCGAGCCGGUCGGCCUCAAUUCGAUCGUAGCGGCGUUGCCGUCAUCAUGUGCGAGGACACCAUGCAAGGGCACUAUCGAGAGCUCGUCAGCGGCAGUCGAGGGAUCGAGUCGAGCUUGGCCCCUUGCUUGGUCGAGCACGUCAACGCCGAGAUCGGGCUGCGCGGAAGAACGACCGAGUCUCAGAUUGAAGACUGGAUUCGCCAGAGCUUCAUGUGGACUCGACUGCACAAGAAUCCCACCUACUAUCUGAGCCGAGAAGAGGGCAUUGGCCUCGACAGCGUCGAAGACAUCCUCAAACACCUUGUCACCCAGACGCUGACAGCUCUACAGGAGGCUUCUUUGAUCGCCCGCUCCGAAGACUCUGUCGAAAUCUCGUCCACUGAAUACGGUAUCAUCAUGUCGCGCUUCUUCCUGCGUCACAAGACGAUGCUGGCGCUGAUUGCCAUGCCGCUCAGCGCCCACACCCGAGAAAUCCUCGAAGCGAUCUGCGAAGCGGACGAAUUCGGAGAACAGAGGAUGCGACAGGGCGAAAAGGGCUUCCUCAACGAUCUUCGAACUCACCCAGAGAUCCGUUUCCCGCCCCGCCAGGUCUCGCGAGUCGCGGACAAGGUUUCCUUGCUGAUACAGGCCCAUCUGUCUGCCAUAAAUCUCUCGCACGUCGCCAAAUCAGGCAUGGGCGAAGCAAGUCCUUAUAUGGACAUCAAGCGGAUCUUCCCGCACGCCACGCGCAUCGCAAAGGCAGUCGUCGACGUCACCAUCUAUCGUUGCGAUGGUGUGGCAUGCAAAGCGGCACUGGAUUUGGCACGAUCCAUUGCCGCUGGCGCCUGGGAGGGCUCUCCUGCGAUGCUCCGACAGUUUGACCAGAUCGGUGAACGCUCCAUCAAGGCGCUGGCGAAUGCGGGCAUCGUGACGUGGCAGAAGCUGUCCGAGACGACUUCGACCAAGAUCGAGAUGAUCUUGAAUCGUCACCCUCCCUUUGGCAGCAAGGUGAUUGCUGCGGCGCAAUCUGUGCCUCGUAUCGGCCUCGAGGUGAUGCAGCGGUCCGCCGAGCCUUCCAAAGCGACUUCCUUCACACUCCCGGCAAACAGGGCCGGAACCUCGUUAGAUCCCGCGGACUUGGCCCCUUUCGGCAUGAAGGUGGUGCUCGAGGUGAAGAUUUGGGUCGAGAAUCGAGCGACUUGCAUGCUCAAAAGCAAGACUUCGAGGAUGCCGCUGAGCAUCUGCGUGCUCAUGCUGAGAUCCGACGGCGGCUACGUCGACUUUCGUCGCAUGCCCAUCUGGCGUUUUGACUCCGAAAAGCGCUUCACGGUGCACGUCCACCUUGACAACCCUCGCAUGCGCGUCGUCACCACUGCGGCGUGCGACGAGAUCGCAGGCACGCUCGUACAAGCGAGCCUACUACCUGUCGACGUGGCGAGUGGCUCUCACAGGAUCAGAAUCGCGCGUGCCGAGAUUCAGAACGGCAGCCCGAACGAUUUCGAUGCUCUUGCCGAGGAUGAGUAUCGAGCUGGACCAUCUCGCUCCUUUGCCGACAGCGAAGCUGCUCGAGCUUCGAGAGGGGCAGAGUUGCCAGACGAGCAUGAUGCGGACGAGGAGUCGUCCUGGAAAAAAUGCAAGCACAAGUGCAAGAGCGAAUGUGGACAUCCGUGCUGCCAGCGUUCGAAGGAGGUUGAAGCUUCCGGCAAGCUGCCCAAGUAUCGCUUUCAGAGCCGCUUGCCUGACCAAAGCUCACAGAGCACCGUGCCGCGCUAUCUGAAGCCUGCAUCGACGCCGUCUGGCAGCUCGACAGCCAUUACGCAGAAGCGAAAAGCUGAAUUGGAGCCUGCGCUCGCCUACGAUUUGGAAGCCCCUCAGGAUCUGCUGAGCCGGCUCGAUCGACAGGAGGCCGAGUACGAUCGAAUGCACGGCACGACGCAGCCAUUGCAGAUGCCCGGCCGAAGGGGCGAAGACCGACGAAUGGCCGACGACGUUGAUGGCGAUGCGAGUGCGAACGGGCUAUCGCCCUCAAAGCGUAGACUGACCACAGAGCUCCCUGGCCGCGACGGUCGGAGCUGGCACGAAGAGGGAGCCCCUCGCGUAUCUCAGCUACGCAGCACGGAUCGUGAGCUCGAUGCGAGUGAGGCUCUACUCCUGCUUGACGAGCAUGACCAGACUGCUCGAGCGCCACCGGCAUCGACGCCUUCGGGCCCUGCUCAGCGCCGCUUUCUCGCAGGCAUCGGCCCUUCGCCAUUUGGCGACAGGACCGACCCGAAUGACUAG